CGGAGUACUUUGCGCAGCGAAAGAAAACAGAAAGCCGGCAUCCGGCCUAUCCGGCGUCUCGUUGUCGCGUAUUUGCGUGCCCUGCUGUGUUCGGCCGCUGUUGUGCUCCGCAAUCCGCCGCACAUUUUUUUCUGUAAGUACUACGUUCGUUCCAACGCGAUAUCCAUCAUGUCUCUGUUCCCGCUCAUCAACCGCGGCUCCUGGGGCCCGUCCGACUUGGCGCGACGCUUUUUCGACGAAGACGACCUCGCCGGCGGCUCCCCGCUGCUGCUAGACGGUGAGCUGUACGAUCCGCCGUUCUACCACCAGCGUUACUACGUCCAAUCCCGCCGGCACAACAACGGCCACAACCAGCCAUCGACAACGUCUCCGACGCCGAGCAACGGCGUCUGCUCCACGCGUGCUCACGCGGCGGUGGCCUGCUCGCCGGACAAGUUUGCCGUGCGCGUCGACGCUCGGCACUUCGCGCCCGACGAGAUCACCGUGAAGACGCGAGACCACUGCGUCGUCGUGCACGGCAAGCACGAGGAGAAGUCCGACGACCGCGGCUGCUACGUGAAGCGCGAGUUCACCCGCCGCUACGUGCUGCCCGAAGACGUGGAGCCCGAGUCCGUCAAGUGCCACAUGACCCACGGAGGUGUCUUGUCGCUCGAAGCGCCGCGCAAGAAGUUCAAGCGGGACGACGGCAAGCCGAUUCCGAUUAAAGUUGUACACGAAGGCGCCGAUUCACCCGCGCCGGCUGUUGUGGCUACCAACGGAGACGCGGGCGAAGACGCGAGCAAGUAGUAAAGCUGGCAAGGUUCCUUUUGGCGUUGCAUAAGUGGUUGCCAGACUGGAAGGGUGGUUGUUGCCAGACUGCUGCUAAAUUUGGCCGUAAAGCUAUCCCGUUCCUCUGCAUUCUACGGCCUCUGAGAUGCUCAUCGCCCAAAAUGGAGAAGACUCGAGCAAUCUCUUUGAAGAAAAAAAGAAAAGAAAAAGUAAGCGUUCCCGAAAGCUGUUCACGUUCCUGCCGUAACACUGCCAUUUGUUUCGUGCACUGUUGCGCCCCUUCGACAUUCCACGGUGAACUUUGGAACUUUUUUUCCGUAGUGUAUGUUCCGUUUGAACUCAUACUUCUUUCACUCUUCUUUACGGUGUUUGGUGGAGUUACGAGUUACGCGUUUACCUUGAAUCUCGUACGAGCGGGAUUUUUUUUUUUGUGUGUGUGUGUGUGUGUGUGUGAAAAGUGGUUUUGCGUUUUUCUACACUCGAAGAAGCAAGAAUUGUUCGAAUGUAUGUUCCUAGUCUUCUCCUGCCAAACCUUGUGCGCUCAACUGUUGUACCCUAAGUUUUGUCAGUCUCUGGCACAGCGUUCGUUUCUCUCAUUAUAAUUUAUUUACUAUUUUUUCUUACCGUUUCACUAAGCGUGUGUGUGAGACCUUUAGCCGAGCGAAGUCCUUAGACGACAUUUGUGAACCUUCGUAUGUAUCUGUGUAUCUCUCUUUUGCACUGUUAAUAAAUUUGAUGUUUACCCUUCGCA
This is a messenger RNA of Rhipicephalus microplus (southern cattle tick), 1519 nucleotides long. RefSeq lists its product as uncharacterized. Lineage: Eukaryota; Metazoa; Arthropoda; Arachnida; Ixodida; Ixodidae. Gene Ontology annotation, biological process: response to heat; protein refolding. The record is from RefSeq and is a predicted model, not a curated record. Gene Ontology annotation, cellular component: nucleus; cytoplasm.